This is a messenger RNA of Heterocephalus glaber (naked mole-rat), 1010 nucleotides long. The record is from RefSeq and is a predicted model, not a curated record. Lineage: Eukaryota; Metazoa; Chordata; Mammalia; Rodentia; Bathyergidae.
ACCUCGCUGCGCGGGCCCAGACCUUGACCCGGACGUCGGUCCAUGCGUCGCCCGCUGUACGCGCUCUUUCGCGAGAGCUCCUCGGGAAGCUGGGUUUGUUCCUUUAUACCGAGUCUGACUUCUGGGAAGUAGAGGGGAGGUUCCACGACUGCCUGCUUUUCGUCUCCCUCUCCAGGUGCAGCCCUGGUGUGGUCUCCUGCCUGCACACAGAACGAUGCAGAAGAACACUGGCCCACUAGUGCCUUUACAUUAUUUUGGCUUUGGCUAUGCAGCACUGGUUGCUACUGGUGGGAUCAUUGGCUAUGUAAAAGCAGGUAGUGUGCCCAGCCUGGCCGCUGGGCUCUUCUUCGGGAGUUUGGCAGGCCUGGGUGCUUACCAGCUGUCUCAGGACCCCAGGAACAUUUGGGUUUUCCUAGCUACAUCUGGGACCUUGGCUACCAUUAUGGGAAUGAGAUUCUACCGCUCUGGAAAAUUCAUGCCUGCAGGUUUAAUUGCAGGUGCCAGUUUGCUGAUGGUUGCUAAAAUUGGAAUUAAUGUGUUGAAUAGACCACGUGCACAGUAGUCACAUCCCGGCUGGAACUCAUGAAGAAUUAAAAAUCUCCAGACUUCCACUUUUUAAAUGUAUUAAAGAAAUGCAACAUAUUUACAUACUUCAGCGUUUUACUUAAAACAAAAAACUCUGAAGUUGAUGGGUAAAAACAUUGGUCUUUGCCAUCACAACCCUUCAGAGGUGGUGAAUGUGUAAGAAAAGAGCUUAGUGAUGCCCACAUGGUCGGUUCUUCUCUAGUGAUGUUAUCUCUUCUUUCUGGAUCAGUAGUUAAAACCACAAGAGGUAAAAAGUUAGGAGUCAACAUUGGGGUCCCCAGGGCUUCAUGCCUUGCUCAGAACAGUGUGAAAAAAUUCUCUUGGCGAGACUUGGGAUGUGUGUUCUUUUGCUCAUCUUAGAGCACAGACCUACUUUGGAAUUAUGUUAAAUGGUAUAAUGAAAAUAAAGUUUACUACAAAAAACA